GUCGGUCACUGAACUGUGAAGAGCGUCUUCCGCUUUUAGUUUCUGAUUCGGUUUUCUGAGCUGUGUCGAGUGCAGAAGUAGUGUUGUUCCCUCUUAAUAGUUCUACACGAAAAAAUUUACGUCUUUUAUGCGCUGGUGUUACCUUUGUGAUCUCAAGUUCACGAUAUGAACGAACGAAAACUCUUGGUAAGUUUGUAAUCCUGCCAAAUGAGGUAAAUCAAAGUCCUUGACAAAAUUGUAGAAAGAAGCUAUUGGGUGUCACUUUUGACGAGCAUCUGAAGUUUACUAGCCACUUGAACUAGCUAGAGUAUCUAGGAAAAUAGGGGUCCUGAUGAGACUGAAAAAUUUAAUACCAACAUUAGCAAAGCUUAGAAUUUACAAAUCUUUGAUUUUGCCACAAAUAACUUAUUGUUAGACGGUAUAGCACUUUUGUAGAAAAUCUGAUAGCCGGAAGAUUGAGAGUUUCCAAGAAAGAGCGCUUAGAUCAGUCGCAGGCUUUCCGAGUUUGUUUAUUUUAAUUGUUUGAUUUUCGUUUUUAGGUAGUUAGGUGUCCACAAUUAGUUUACACUCCGGGUAAGCUAGGCAUUUGACACAUUAAUUAAGUCUAUUUAUUAUUUGUAGUAUACUGCAGACACUCUGCUUGAAAUGCUGCUUGCCAUGGGCAUUUAUAGAUAGUGUGGUGUUUUUGAACAAAUUAUGCGAUUUCGUAAGUCUGUGAUAAAAGUGCUAAAUGUGAGAUCAUGACUAUGAGUAGGUUUUUUAUGUAAAUAUUAAUACUUUGAAUGAAUCUAUUGUAUUCACAAAGCAUGAAAUUUGCGUGUAAAUUGCCACUAGUUUCUAUUUAAUUAUCCUUUAGUCAGAGGGUGGAUUCAUUUGCAACACACGCUUAUACAUGUAGCUGUCUCAUUUGGCCGCUGGUAAAUUUCAUCGUAAAGGAAAGUUUCAUCCAAGUAACCAUAGGCACUGACUCAUGAUUAUUACAUCUAUUAGCAUAAUGUAUGUUCUUACUAAAUUUUAAGUGCCAGAGUAAGCUAGUGUGGGUCACAAAACUGUGGCAGAAGUGUUUAAGUGUGGAAGUUUGGUAGUAUGGAACAGGAUUGUCAAAAGUAGCCGGUUGCUGGCGAAAAUCGCCGUUUUUUAAAAUAAGAUAUCCCUGGACUGGCCGCUUACUUUGACAACUCAGCCUUCUACUUCAAAACUUUCUGACAAUCCUGAUGGAAGUGUGGUAAUAUCAAGUUAGGAAUUUUGGUGCCAGGACCAAAUGGCAUUCGAAUGACUCUGAACUUUAGUGAUUAGGGUAAGGAAACUGAGUGAAUCAAUUUUCAGGUCAGUUUUCUCAGUAUAUAAUGACCUUAAACAGAACCUGAUUCACUCAGUUGUGGUUUCAGAUCAGGAUAUUGUCACAUUCAAGAAGACUCAGUGCAGGAAACACUACAAGCUUUUAUUUCAGCGAGCAAGCUGUGUAGAGCAUGCUAGUCUGCAUGCGCACAUGUAAGAGACUGCAUGCAAACUAUGACAUUAUAUAAUCACUAUAAACUUCAGAGUCAUUUGCCAUUCAGCAGCCAUUUGGUUUUCUGAAAAGAACCCCGGCCUAGCUGGAAUUUUGGAAGUUAGGUAGUAUAGAAGUUUUGAAAAUGUUUAUCAUAAUAUAUUUUUCUCUGUUGUUAUCUAUCAUUUUGUAGAUGUUUGGCAACUUUGAUAUUUGGUAACGGCAUCUUCUGUAGAAAAAGUUUAAACAGCCAUGAGUGAUGACCGAGUGUGCGGCUCUCACAAAGUGAAAGUCACCAUAUUGGCUUCUGAAUGGGGAUCAAGCAAAGGGGGGCUCUCUACCAUAAACAGAGAAUUAGCCAUUCAGUUAGCCAAAUGCCCUGAAGUGGAAAUCACUUUCUUUUUACCACAAUGCAGUCAAGAGGACAAGAAGGUUGCCUUACAAAACAAUGUGAAGAUCGUGGAGGCAACACCACUACUUGGCUAUGAACAAUUGGACUGGCUUAGCUUCCCUCCAGAUCAUCUGCAAAUUGAUAUUAUUGUGGGUCAUGGUGUUAAACUUGGUAAACAAGUACAAAUCAUAAAAAAAUCUAAAAAGUGCAAAUGGCUUCAAGUGGUGCACACAGACCCUGAAGAACUUGGGAUGUUUAAAAACUAUUCCAACCCAAUUUCAAAGGGUGAAGAAAAGCACAAGACUGAAGUAGAACUGUGUAAAAUGGCAGAUCAUGUUGUAGGAGUUGGACCCAAGUUGAGUGAGGCCUUCCGCUCAUAUCUACGUAGCUGUAGAAAAGAUGACACUGUUCUUGACUUCACUCCUGGAAUAUUUGAAGAGUUUGCGGCUGUAAAGCAGGUUCCUAGUGAAAGGCAACAACGCAGUGUCUUGGUAUUUGGUCGUGGAGAUGUAGAAGAUUUUGAAGUAAAAGGGUUUGACAUAGCUGGGAAAGUGAUUGCUGCAUUAGAAGAUACUCGUCUUGUGUUUGUUGGAACCCCAGAUGGAAAACACGAAGAAAUAGCAAAACAGUUAACUGAAUGUGGUGUUCCUGAAAGGCGCUUGAGAGUUAGAGGAUUUGUUAAAGAGCGAGAGAGUUUGAAGGACUUGUUCCAAGAAGUGGAUCUUGUAAUCAUGCCUUCAAGAACAGAAGGCUUUGGAUUGACAGGACUUGAGGCCCUGUCAGCUGGUCUACCUGUGCUUGUCAGUGGCAACUCUGGUUUUGGAGAAGCUUUGCGUAGUGUACCUUUUGGUUCAACAUAUGUUGUUAACUCAGAUGAACCCGCAGAGUGGACCUCAGCUAUUAAGAAAAUCUGGGCUAAGGACAGAAACAGUCGACUGGAGGAAGCAAAAAUCUUGCGUGAUUCCUUUGACGAAAAGUACAACUGGGCCAGACAGAUAAAAGAUCUUAUUGAGAAGAUGAUCAGUUGGGUUCACGGUAUGAACUUUUUGAUUGACAUGUGCAUUUCAUCAUGUAUUUAUAUUACACAUUAAGUUGCACAAUAUGAAGUACUGAAAAUUAUUAUGAUUUAUUAACAUUGUUAAUUUUUUUUUCUUAAAAAUACUUUUCACAUUAGGGAGCUUAAGCAUCGGUGUUUUUGAGCUACAUAUGAUAACCAGAGGUGGACUUUAUGCAAUCUUUGGUGGUGGUUUUGCCCUAAUUUUCCGGCAAUAGUCUCUAGAAAAAUGUGAAUAUAAGAAAAUACACCUAACAAUAAAAUUUGGUAGCGUCAAGGUAUAGUACAUGAGAAGGAUGGCUGGUUGCCAUCUGUAUGUCACAAACACCUUUCCUUGAGCUCCCUAUUACAGAGGAAAUAAUAGGAUGUGAACUCUAAAAAUAUGUGAAAACAAACAAACAAAACAGAACCAAGAAGCAACCGCUGAGAUUUUUUGUUCUAAAAAUAUCAUGAAAAAAAAAAUUAAAAUAAAAGAUGGCUAGUACUAUAUGUAUUUACCGUAGAACUAAAUGUGAUAAAAAACUUUCUUUCCCAGAUAUUUGGAAUAGUGUGAUUACAUAUCACUGACAGGCAGGAAAAUUUUCUAUUCUUGAAAGUAACUUAUAAGUUUGGUAAUCAUGACCCAGCUAAUCUUUUGUAUGCUUUAUCCCCAGCUCAUUGGUGUGAUUAUUUCAUACAUUUGCAAGUUACCGAAAGCAGCCAAUUUAUUGUUAUCUUCUCCUUUAAUUAAACAGAUGAUUCUUCAAAUCAUCAGAGGUAUUCAGAAACCAAAUGCACUAAAGUUCCUCAGUGGAUGGAGGGCAUUACUGAAGACAUUGAAGGUAGCCUUAUAAUAUUUAUUAUUGUAAUGCUUAUAAAUCUUGGCUGAAUGGUGUUUCUAGUGAGAAAGUGUUCUAUGGGGGAAUAGGGCCACUCAAGUUAAGCCUGCAGCUCAAGUGAAGAAUAUUUCGAAUUUUGAAGUUUGGUUGCCAUGGACGUAUUUUACAGGGCUUGAAAAAAACUUGAAUUCAAGCUUGUCCUUUGGGAGGGGAGUGAAUAGGUGAACGGAUUGGCGGAUUUUGAAAAUAUUUUUGCCUGGAUUUUGGAUUCAAAGCAAGAUUUUAACGGAUUUCUGGGUCCUCCAAUAUAUUGCAGCAGAUUGCGGAUUCAUCUAUUUUUUGGGCCGGGAUUUUGGACUUUGCGUGUAAUUCAAAAUAAUAUUUUUGCCCAGAUUUCGGAUUCAGGGCAAAAAUGGAAUGGCAGAUUUGGUUAAUAAAUCAUAAUGGAUUGGUGGAUUUGCAUACCCCUAUUCACCCCCCUCCUUUGGGCAAGCAGCUCUUAUACCUUUUGCUUGCCUGGGGCCACUUUUUGCUUGUCUUAAGACCCAUUCACACCAAGAUGUAAACAUGUUUAAAAGCUGUUUAGAGGCCAUGCCAGGGAGGGGGUCCCAUGUCGCCCGUCUGAAUUUUAAAACGUCUUGUGUCGGUGUUUAUGAAUGCUUGUCACUUAUUGUCGGCUUUGCCGUCACUGUCACAAUUUGGCCGAGGGAGGUUGUCUCUUGUCGUGAUUUCAUUUUACUCACUGUCGUUACUUUUUGGGCUAUGUCGUUUGUCGGAAUUUACCCUGGCAGGGCCUCUGUUUAUAAGUUGAACAUGGUUUAACUUUGUUUUCUUUGUACACUGUAGAAGCUGCUUACUCUACUUUAUUGAUUGCUGCAACUAUGCAUUACUAACAAUGUUGAAUUUUAUUUGAAUUAUCUAUUAUCUAUAAAAGCCUGCGUUCUAGCUUUCUAUUAACUGUUUUCCAUUUUUGAACCAUGUUUAGUUGGUGUGAAUGGGGCUUACGUUAAUGAAUUGGUUAAAAGAUGUCUUGCUUACACCCUUACACAUUGGGCAAGUUGCUUGUCAAGCAGAAAGAAAGCUAUUUGUCAUGGACUACUGAACGGGGCUUUUUUUAGCUCUGUCUAAUCAUAGAUGUCUAUGGGUGACAAAAUUAUUGAGACAUUGUACUCAAAUAGGGUAACCUCAGAGCAAAACAAUCCACACCCCACCCCGCUUCGCCUCCAUUCAAAGUUGAGGUGUUUAGCAUUUUCUACUGGUAGCUCGAACAGCAGUACAACAAGCUAUUUUUUCCCCUUUUGAAGUUGGUAAGACUUUGUCAUAGCUUGUAUGUGGUUUCUUACAUGUGCGCAUGGAUACUAGCUUGACUUGCUUGCUGAUUAAAAAGGCUUGUUGACUUUUCUAUACUGAGUGUUCUUGAAUGUGACAAUAUCCUGAUCCGAAACUACAACAGACUUCAGAAAGUCCCUUCAGGGUAAAGUGUCUCACCUAAUUUUGUAGGUAUGUGUUAAUAGAAUUCACACGGUUUGCUGCCAAUAUUUUGUACAGCGCAUUGUCUACCCGAUCUAUCUGUAUUCUACUGAGGUUUAUCUUUAAUGUACUAGUGUUGUCUUACACCUGAUAAGACCUUUUGCAAGUAAACAUGUUUGCAUUAUCCAAAUGAAACAAAACUGAGUGAUAUUUUUUUGGGUGUAAAAUGUGUAUGUUUAAUUUGAAUUUUGAUGGUAUAAACUCCACUUAAUCAGCAAAAAACUUUUAAGAGUGUCCAUCCUGCACAGCAAUGAUCCAUACAAACUGCUGAAACUAUGAAAAAAGGUGGGUGGGGAGGAAUUAAAUCUUGCUUGUUCUCUAAAAUAACUCAUUGUGAUUUACAGAAAAGUAUUUUUUAUUACAUGCUUUUAAAAUAAUCAAUACAAUUUGCCGCAGUGUCCACCUAUCGAACUACUGAAAAUGUAAAAACAACUAUCUAUUUUUCCAGCUCAGAACAUGCUUCCAUCCUUACAAAAUUUGCGAUGUGAUGCAGACCAGGUUCGCAACAAAACCAUCCUACCAUCUAACCUGAGAACAGUUGCAGCGAAGAAAGGAUUCUUAGUUUCUGAUAACCAAGCAUCUGGGAACUGUUUGUUCUAUGCACUGUCAGAGCAACUGAAAAUUGUUAAAGGAAUCCAAAUCUCACACAAAGAACUUAGAAGCACUUUGGUCCAGUUUCUCAGAGAGAACGCUAAUCUGGUAAGGCAGUGAUGUAGUCCCGUAAUAGUAUAUUUAACUUCAUCAUGCUGGGGAAAAAAAUGGCAGAGGCCUUUAGUAUCUCCUGUAAAAUCCUAGACUAUAAAGCCAAUUUGAUAAUAUCCUGAGCCAUACCAUGUUAUGAUUUGGGAACUUUGUUGAUUUGUACCUGUAAGGGAGAAGGGGUGUACUGCAGAAAAGAGACAAUGUCUAGAUAUUAGAUUCCCGAGGACUGGCAUCACUGAAAUAGGUAAAGUGUGUUAGAGCACCUGGUUUAACUUAAUACAGUGGCGCAUCCAGGGGAGGGGCCGGGGGGCCGCCCCCCUUAUUUUCAGACCAAACUAAAACAUUUUGAGAGUGGGCCCCCCCAUUAUCUAAGGGUCAUGGAUGAACCCCAGCCCUUAUGUCAAGGUAUGGAUCCGGCACUGCAAUAUAUCAAUAUAUCAUUAGGAAGAAUUUCUCAAAUAGGGUAAUCCCUUGAGAAUGUGUGCUCUCUUUUGCACCGUACAUGAAAGCUUUUCUUUUGAAAGACCACCACUCAUUAAAGUGAAAAAGUAUUUUCGGAGCUUAGUAUACAGUUGGCUGUACCUCUAAGUAUAUCAUUUUUUGCAGCACUUUCAUUCUGACCUGUUGUUGUCAUCAGUUAACUCAAAACUCACUCCAUUUGUAUUCUGAUUCACCAGGUAAAGGCUUAAAAUUCACUUGCUUGAAUGAUGAUGUUGUUGUUGUUGUUUUUUUAGCAUGAUGGAACAUCCAUGUUCAACUUUGUUUCCGGCUACCCAUCAUGGGGUGAAUAUUUACAAAGCAUGGCGAAAGACGGUACCUGGGGUGAUCACGUGGUUCUGUUUGCUGCAGCAAAUCGCUUCCAAACUGUCAUCCGUGUUAUCAGCAGCCUUGAUCGUGAAAUAGUUGUCCAUCCAGAACACGCAGUUGCUGACCCAACCCCCCUUGUGUUGGGACACAUUCAUGAGUUACACUAUGUUAGCCUUCAGCCCAGAAAAGGUACAAUACUAGUCUCUUCCCUGUCGCAAUCAACCAGGUUUGUUUUACUGGUGGAAAAUGUGCUGCAGAUAUCAGCCCUGCACUGUGGUGUGGUGUGUUGUUUGUGUUCAAGAGAAGUGGGAGUCGGUAACUACCUUUACAUGGAUUCUCUUUCUACAAAUCAUCCUAAUGAGUUUAUUAAUAAUGUAAUCGCCUUUGUAAUUAAUGCGGAAAAAAAUAUUUCCUGCUGAAUUUUUAAUAGCCUUUCCUCACUUCAAAUAUCCUAUACUCAUAGGAGUAGAUCCUGUUCAGCCGGAUAUUUUUCAGAUUUUCAGACGCAACAAAGUGUGAUCUGUUUAGCUUAAUAGUUGUGAUUGAGAAGAAGUGAUUGUGAUGUCGAACAGGCGAGUUUGAAGCAGUUCACAGUAAAAAAUCCACGCUUUAUACUGAGUGUCUGGAAUUGUAAGCUAAUAUUGGCUUGCGAUUUUACACCAAGAGAUGAUUAUUAUAAUAAGAAGAGUUUUAUUCAUGGCGUCUUACCCUUUGUAAAGUACCAGUUUGAAGGCGCUCGGCCCCUCGAUCUUUCUCGAGUGAUGCGUACCAAAUGCUGCAUACCGUAAAAAGAUUUUUAAAAGGGAUUCUAUUUCCAGGAGUGGCGGACUGAAAUGUCCAUUACUCAGAACUUGUCCAAGAAUAAUUUUUUUUACUUUUUGUGAAAUUUAGCGCUUUCUGUUCAGAAUAUUCGCAUGUCACUUUCAUGACUCCAUUUCUAUGGACGUAGGCACUUUCAUGAUUUGCAGUUUUGUACUGUAUUAUUGCUAGGUGAUCAUAAGUUAUCUAAGGUUAUGUCAGUUGUCAAAGGUUCAUUAUUGACCUUCUAACCAUACUGUUAACAGUACAAAAUAAAAAGACUGUGAUAGAGAAUGCUUUUUUAUCGACUGACAGACGGUUCUCCCACCUCAGUGAAUAUAACUGUGAGGAUAAUGUAUCCUUUGUUCUAAUGGCCGUUGUUUACUAUUUUUUAUUUUGCCAGAUGAGUAUUUAUUUCAAAGGAAUAAGAGGGGUAAUGAAGGAUACAUGAUGGAGAAUGACGAAAUCAGAGCAAAAGCUAGAAGGACCGUGGAAGAUCUUAAGGCGUUUAGAUCUACAGGUACGAGUUCAUUAUAUGCACUUAACCACAACCCUUAUAUUGUCAAAUCCCCCUUGCCUCCCCCCCAAAAAAGGGCAAAUUGUACCGCUUCAAAUAAUAGAUACUCUUUAAGAGUACCAAUCUUGUCUCCAGAGGCUGUGUUGCUACUGAGGCAGAUAGACCACGAAUUCAAAGAUUCGCGUGACAGUUGAUUUUGGCGCUAGAUGUUAACGAUUUAGGUGAAUGGCUUUGUUUGUCAACCCAACAAGAUAAACUCUUGUGUUGACAUUCCCUUCUCAUUGCUGACGUCGUUGUUUGCGUCUCAGAGUUAUGCAACACAAGUAUGCUGCAACUGAAAGAACUUUCGAUGAUUCGGACUUUCUGCAAACAAAAGUUUGACUUGGCUUAUGAAAUGCUCAGGAAUGUGACCACAUUCGAAUUUAGGUGACCAUAAGGUAAUGUCGGGUCUAUAUCCCGUGAUAAUUCCAGUGCUGCAGUGAAAUCGAGGUCAGGAUACUUCCAUUCGCGGGUGGAAGCGGAGACGUAAAACAAUGAAUCAUGAAUCUCGGGAAAAAAAUAUGAAUGAAUCAUGAAUCAUUGGGUAAAAAAGGCAGGAAUCAUAAACAACAAAGGACAAAUGAUUCCACUUCCACCCCCGAAUUUCCAUGCGUUUUUUAAUAGAAUCGCAAAGUACUUCCUGGGUUGUGCUGUAGCAAAGCCCGUUGUUCUCUGGCGCCCAACUUUUGCUCUUGGUUCAGAGCACUGGGCACCCUUCAAUUUUCCUUAAAGCACAGCCUUGACUUCUCAAAGUGUGUCAUAUUCCCCUAAUCAUGCGCCCUCCAUAAUAUACAAACUAACAAGUCAAAUACUUGAUAAUGUUUAAUCAGCGUGUAUGAAUAUUCAUUUUUUAGAUUUGCCAUACCCAAACGACAUUUUUGAGAGGAUCCGUCAGCUGUAUAGAACUCGUGAACAACGCCUUCUGCCUGUCCCUUGGUGUGAAAAUUUCAGCUUUCAUUUGAAUGAUAUUUUUACAAGAUUAAAAAUCUCGGGCAGAGAAAAGACCCAAGGAGUACUUACUGACGAGAUAACCAAUAUGACUGCUAUCUUUAAGGCGCACGCAGAAUGUCAAAGCCCGAGAACAAUCUUGAUUGGGGGAGAUCCUGGCAUGGGAAAAACCACAUACUGUCAAAAGCUGGCGUAUGACUGGGCAACUAAGAAGGACAAAUGGGAUCCAUCUUUUCCAGAGCUUGAAGUGCUACUGCUUCUCAAAUGUGAUGAAAUUCAAUCCAACAUCUGGGAGGCUAUUGAUGAUCAAAUUUUACCCGAGGAAAUGGAAGAUCAAGCUAAGGAAUGUUUCUUUAAAUUCAUUCGCGAAAAUCAGUCGAAAGUUCUUUUAGUUCUCGAUGGAUUGGAUGAAGUGGAUCCUAGUAACCUCAAAGUACUCUCUAACCUUAUUCAAGGUAAAGAACUUUCAGGUUGCUACAUUGUUGUGACAUCUCGUCAUGAGGCUGGAAGUAAAGUAAGGAGGUACUUUGACACUCUGUGGGAAAUUGAAGGAUUUACCAAGAAAGAUGCAAAAAGCUUUAUUCGUAAAUACUUUAAAAACAUCCACAAAGAGCACUUAGCCAAGAAAUUUAUAGGACGCAUAUGGGAUGUGCCCUUUCGAUCUGAGCCACAACAGGAUAGAGACCUGAGUGAAUUGACAAAAAAUCCCUUAAACACUGCCUUACUGUGUGUUAUUUGUGAGGAUUUUGAGGGCGUAAUUCCAACGAGCAGAACUGAAUUGUACACGGAGAUUGUUCUUUGUGUUUUAAGAAGAUAUGAACAAAAGCAAGGUUUAGCGAGCAAGAAUGAAGACCUAAUGACCGUUUACAAAAAAGAAUUAAUAGAUCUUGGAAGAAUGGCAUUGGAAUCUCUUCUAAAAGGAGAGUUGUAUUUUGAAAAACAUAAAUCUGACGGUGGCCUCAUUGUCUUAUCCAAGUUCGGAUUCCUUUCACUUCAGGCUGGUGGCAGUAAGAGGAAAGUUGUUGUGCGUUAUGCAUUUCUUCAUAAGAGCUUUCAAGAGUUCUUUGCUGGUUUCUAUCUUGCUUACAAACUCAUUGAGGGAGAAAUUGAGUGCAAAUCAGUGGUGACUGACCAAAGAUAUGAGAACGAACUAUAUCAAGUUUUUUUAUUUACGAUCGGAAUUUUAGUUUCAACAAGUGAGAAAACCGCAGAGUCCCUCGUAACGUAUAUGGCUAGAAAUAUCACAAGUCUUCAGUCUGCACAAGACGUUUCAAAGCGUUUUGUACUUUAUUUAGGUUGUUUAUCAGAGUAUGAAAGUUUAGUUUGCACCUUAGGGGAGCACCUUCACAUUCCUUAUUUGAAUUUGAAGGAUAAAUUGAGGCAAAAAAAUCUUGCCGGGUGUCUUUCCAAGGCUCUUGCAGUCAACUCCUCCUUAACUAAUUUGGAUUUGGGUUCGAACGUUAUUGGUGAUUCUGGAGCUGCGUCUCUUUCCCAGGCUCUUGCAGUCAACUCCUCAUUGACAAAUUUGGACUUGAUAAAUAACUUUAUUGGUCCUCCUGGAGCUGCGUCUCUUUCCCAGGCUCUUGCAGUCAAUGCCUCCUUAACUAAUUUGGAUUUGAGUUUGAACAACGAAUUUGGUGCUUCUGGUGCUGCGUCUCUUUCUCAGGCUCUUGCAGGCAACUCCUCUUUAACUAAUUUGGUUUUGUUGGGAAACUGUAUUGGUGAUUCUGGAGCAGCGUCUCUUUCCCAGGCUCUUGCGGUCAACUCCUCAUUAACUAAUUUGGUUCUACAUUUGAACAGAAUUGGUGGUUCUGGAGCUGCGUCUCUUUCCCAGGGUCUUGCAGUCAACUCCUGCUUGACUAAUUUGGAUUUGAGUGGAAAUAGAAUUGAUGGUUCUGGAGCUGCGUCUCUUUCCCAGGCUCUUGCAGUCAACUCCUCCUUGACUAAUUUGGAUUUGGGGGAGAACAGCAUUGGUGAUUCUGGAGCUGCGACUCUUUCCCAGGCUCUUGCGGUCAACUCCUCCUUAACUAAUUUGAAUUUGAGAUCGAACAAUAUUGGUGCUUCUGGUGCUGCGUCUCUUUCCCAGACUCUUGCAGUCAACUCCUCAUUAACUAAUUUGGGUUUGGGGUACAACGGUAUCGGUCCUUCUGGAGCUGCGUCUCUUUCCCAGGGUCUUGCAGUCAACUCCUCUUUAACUAAUUUGGGUUUGGUGUACAACGCUAUCGGUCCUUCUGGAGCUGCGUCUCUUUCCCAGGCUCUUGCAGUCAACUCCUCCUUAACUAAUUUGGAUUUGAGUCAGAACAGUAUUGGUGAUUCUGGAGCUGCGUCUCUUUUCCAGGCUCUUGCAGUCAACUCCUCAUUAACUAAUUUGGAUUUGAGUGAGAACAGUAUUGGUGCUUCUGGAGCUGCGUCUCUUUCCCAGGCUCUUGCAGUCAACUCCUCCUUAACUAAUUUGGAUUUGAGUGAGAACAGUAUUGGUGAUUCUGGAGCUGCGUCUCUUUCCCAGGCUCUUGCAGUCAACUCCUCAUUAACUAAUUUGGAUUUGAGUGGGAACAGUAUUGGUGCUUCUGGAGCUGCGUCUCUUUCCCAGGCUCUUGCAGUCAACUCCUCCUUAACUAAUUUGGUUUUGGCAUGCAACAAAAUCGGUCCUUCUGGAGCUGCGUCUCUUUCCCAGGCUCUUGUAGUCAACUCCUCCUUAACUAAUUUGGAUUUGAGUUCGAACUACAAAAUUGGGUGUUCUGGAGCUUCGUCUCUUUCCCAGGCUCUUGCAGUCAACUCCUCCUUAACUAAUUUGAAUUUGACUGGGAACAAUAUUGGCGAUUCUGGAGCUGCGUCUCUUUCCCAGGCUCUUGCAGUCAACUCCUCCUUAACUAAUUUGGUUUUGUGGUUGAACAGUAUUGGUGAUUCUGGAGCUGCAUCUCUUUCUCAGGCUCUUGCAGUCAACUCCUCCUUAACUAAUUUGGAUUUGUGGAGUAACAGUAUUGGUGAUUCUGGAGCUGCGUCUUUUUCCCAGGCUCUUGCAGUCAACUCGUCCUUAACUAAUUUGAAUUUGAGUGGCAAUAGCAUUGGUCCUUCUGGAGCUGCGUCUCUUUCUCGGGCAUUUGCAGUCAACUCCUCCUUAACUAAUUUGGAUUUGGGUAACAUCAGUAUUUGGUGA
This is a messenger RNA of Porites lobata, 12250 nucleotides long. The record is from the annotation of a GenBank genome assembly. Lineage: Eukaryota; Metazoa; Cnidaria; Anthozoa; Scleractinia; Poritidae.